This is a messenger RNA of Tauraco erythrolophus (red-crested turaco), 474 nucleotides long. Lineage: Eukaryota; Metazoa; Chordata; Aves; Musophagiformes; Musophagidae. The record is from RefSeq and is a predicted model, not a curated record.
AAAUUUACCUGUAAAACCACCUUCUCAUCCACAGUUCUGAAAAAGAAAGUUUACCAUGACAUUACAGUGAGAUUCAAAAGCACAACCAUCCGCAUGAAGAAGCAGAACAAAGGAUAUGGUCUUCGUUGCCACCGAGCUAUCAUCACCAUCUGCAAACUAAUUGGCAUUAAAGACAUGUACGCCAAGGUUUCUGGAUCCAAAAACUUGAUUAACAUUACCAGAGCUCUCUUUAAAGGCUUGACACAACAGGAGACUCACCAACAGUUAGCGAACCAGAAAAGUCUCUAUGUAGUGGAGUUCCGGGAAGAGCAGGGCCCUCUGCCCAUCGUCGUGGCACUGCCUGAGGGGACUGUCCGCGAGGAUCCCGAGCCAGAAGAUGAGGUUCCAGACACAAAGCUGGAGUGGAGUGAAGUGAAAGAAGCUCAGGGAAUGAAGAAAUCUCCCUGGGCAAACGUCAGACGGACAGUAUGGUAA